AGAGGAAAUGCGGUAACGCUGGCGGCCGCUGGAUGGUUGUUUUGCUGGAUUCGUUUUGCUGUGGUAUGCUUGCCUCUUCAAAUCAUCGUAGUCUUUCAUCAUGUUUGUCACUUAAAUAAGCUGCUUUUUAUACACAAACUCGUUACUGUUGUGUUGGUGAUCACAACAGUGUUAAAUUAAAACAGAACAGUGUCUUAACAAAAGUACAAAGCGUCCAUGGUCACGGUGGCUGGUAGUCACUCAGCAGUAGUGGUGAUGGUCGGCGAGGGCUUCUUCCUCCAGCAGAGUCCAUGGUCGAGGCCGGGUAAGGUGCUAGGCUAGGGAGGUGGCUGCUACAUAUAAACCUUAGGGUGUCCACACGCUGACUAAAUCAUGGCCGUCCGCAAAACCUGCCGUAUUGUUACAUCCAGUAGGAUAGGUAUUCUGCUUCUUUUUCUGAUGCUGACAUGGGUGUAUGCGUUUAUGAACUAUUCCAUGUAUCGUGCACAACCAGGUUUACUGGAGAGUGAUAGAAUCAGACAGAGAAUUCUUGAUGAUAGUGAAAACUAUGUGAAGGCACUCGCUAGGGAAGAGAAACAAGGACUCAACGUACAGAACUCGGGGGUAGUAUAUGAUUUGAAACGUACAUUGGCUGUACUACUGGAGAGCAUUCUAGAACGUCUGGGCAAUGUGGAGCAGAAAGUGGAUGUUAUUUAUAAUAAUAAUAGUCAACUCCUGAGAAAUGUUACUGGUCUCGCUGAACACAAACACAACCAGGCAAAGAAUGAGGUAGAACACCAAAAUGAAAGUAUUUUCACCAACAAGAAGAAAGUUGUUGUUAAGAAGGACUUGGGCAUUGAAGGGGACCAGCCGCUGUUAGCAAAAGAUCUCAUUAUGCAACCAGAAGCCAAAUGUUCCUAUCUUGAUGAUGAGCUAAGAGGAUUUCCAGAUUGUACAAAGAAAGUCGCUUGGAUGAAAGAAAUGUGGUCAUCUGAUCCUUGUUAUAAAAAGUAUGGCGUCGAUGGCAGUGACUGCUCAUUUCUUAUUUACCUGAGUGAGGUAGAAACAUGGUGUCCUAAGCUCAAAUGGAGAAAACAGACACCCAAAUCUCUUCUGGUAAAUUCAGAAAGACCAAAGGCGACGAUACAGAAGGACAAGGCUGGUCUGAUGACCGUCCUAAACAAGGCGUAUUUGAAUAAGUUGGAGUGGGUGAGACUACGUAUUGACAGAAUGUGGGACAGUAAAUGGAUGCCCGCUGCGGAAGUGCUGGAGAAAAAACAAGACCUUACAAACAGAGAGCAGAAAAAGAUCUUGAUCCACAUGGGUUUGCUUACUAAAGAGUCAGGGUUUAAGAUUGCCGAGAAGGCCUUCUCUGGUGGACCUCUUGGUGAGCUCGUUCAGUGGAGCGAUAUAUUGGCCUCACUUUACAUCCUUGGGCAUGAACUGGAAGUCUCUGUUACUUAUUCAUCUUUAAAAACAUUUUUGAAAGGAAAGGGUGUGGUCAGCCAAAGUUGCCCCAUCGGAGGUGAACGUCCUUUCGACCUGGUCUACAUUGACAUUGUUGGUCUGAAACAAUUUAAGAAAGCAUCAGGGUCACUCUGGAAGCAGCUCAAUUGUAUGCUGCGAGUUAUAGAUUCGUUUGGCACGGAACCAGCCUACAACAUCCGCAAGUACAUGAAGAGAACAGGCCGGAAAACUGACUGGGGAGGCUGGGAACUACUCCCAACACAAUUCUUUACCAUGUUUCCCCACACUCCUGAUAACUCUUACAUGGGUUUUGUUGUUGAAAACAAUGAAGAAACUCAAACAAAGAAAUCUAGGAAAAGAGACAACAAAGCCUUGGUAUAUGGCAAGAUGUCUUACAUGUGGAAGGAAGCGAAUGCACAUAAGUUUCUGGAGAUUAUUAAUCAGAGGUUUGAGAUUCAUGCGACUGUUCAUGUUGAUCAGAAUCAAACUGAAGAGGUGGAUGCUGUACCAUCCUAUAUACACAAUCAUGGCAUACUCUCAGUACAUGAUCUUCAGCAUCUACUUAAAGAAACAAAGCUUUUUAUUGGACUAGGGUUUCCUUAUGAAGGCCCAGCACCAUUGGAAGCUAUUGCUAAUGGCUGUAUGUUCCUCAACCCAUCAUUUGGACCACCAAAGAGUAAAUCUAAUACCAAGUUCUUCAAGAACAAGCCAACUGAGAGGGAGUUGACAUCCCAGCAUCCGUAUGCAGAGGUAUACAUUGGCAAGCCACAUGUAUGGACUAUUAAUGUUCAGAACUCCUCCGCUGUUCAAGAAGCCAUUGAUGAAAUCAGCAGAGUGGAUUCACCUCAGCCCUACCUACCUUAUGAAUUCCAAUGUGAAGGAAUGCUGCAGAGAUUAAAUGCCUACAUCUCAAAUCAGGAUUUCUGCAAUCAUCCCAAUUCCUGGCCACCUAAAUCAGCAAUGCACAUAAGAACAUCUAAGUUGAACCAAUCCUGCAAAAAGAGAUGUAUGGAGGAUGAUUUAAUUUGUGAACCAACAUGGUUUCAUCAUCUGAAUUAUAAAGAUGUCAUUGAAAAAAAGUUUGGUGCAGAGUGCAAGACUGUGGAUGAAGUUGAUGAGGUGUAUGUGCCAGCAAUCAAUCCAGUAUUAUCAUCCUGUAAAAUACAAACCAAUAGCCUUUUAUUUAGCUGCGCUGGACAGGAUCAAGAUUUGAGACGAAUCUGUCCGUGCAGAACUUACAUCAAAGGGCAAGUAGCCUUAUGCCAAGAAUGUAUAUUAUGAUGAAAUCAACAAGAAACAGUAUUUAAAUUUAUGAUGCAUUGUUAAAAAUUAUGAUCCAUGGUUGUGAAGAGCGGAAAGGUAAAAUAACCAUGUUUAAUGUGUAAGCUUACUUUUUUAUACAGACAGUAACCAACUGCCCUGAGAAAUCUGCCACCUGUAAUACUGCCUUUUGGCAGAUACUAUUUGCCCCGUCAAAUCUGCCCUCCUGAAAAACUGCUGUUUUGCAGAAUGUUUCCCUCAAAUGUUGUUUGGAUUUUACAAAUCAUGAAUGAGUAAGCAAAAAAUAUUUCCUUGACAAAGCAUCAACUGUGAUUUUUGUUUGCCUUCAGGAAAACCUGACCUCAUAAUUUGGUGCUGUUUUCGCAGAAUGUUCGUAUGUUUUUUUUUUUAUAAAGUUCAAAUACAUGUAGGAUAAAACGUUUGAGAAAAUCUAUUGCUUUUGGUAUACUUGUUCUUUAAGAUUUAAGAUAUGCCGCACACAUAAGUGAUGUGAAAAAAUGCAUUGUUACUGAUAUUUGUGCUUCACUAGAACCAAGAUAAGGUACAUCAUUCAUUGGGACUGUGUGUAGAACUACAGCUACAUGUACUUCACAGUAUGCAUACUGUUCUAGGAUCAAGCUGAAGUACAUUAGUGCCUAGUGGUAGUAUUGACAAAUCUGCUGCCACUUCUAGGCUAGCAGAUUGGAAUUCAGAUGAGCAUAUGGGUGCUUGGCAAAACCACCUUGGCCCAAUUUCACUGAGCUGCUUUAACACAAAAUAAGCUGAGCAUAACAAAAUAUGCUUACCAGAAUAUGGUUACACGCCAAAAUAACAUGUCACAUGUACAAUGUGUGACUGGUAUCCGGCUCAUUUCUGAAAAUUGUUAAGAAACUAUUUGUUGCUAAGCAGCUCUAUGAAAUUGAGCUCUGCUACUUGCGAUAAGCAUCAUCAGUGGAAGAUAGAUUAUACAAUUUUCAGAUUGCAAAGUGAACAUACAACGAUUUUUGUAUUUACUUUGUUAAAAUUUAUGUUAAAUGUUUCUCAGUAUUUGAGUAAUAUCUGACUGAAGGGUUUGGUGCAGUGUUUACAAUUUCAAGAAUUAUAUUAGUUCAAAUACUAACUAUUUUAGCGUUUAUGCCACAAGGAACCACAGGAACCAAUAAGGUACCACAAGAAACCACAACGAGACAUUGUCUUUGCCAUCUGCUUACAAGGUUGUGAGAUUAAUCAUAAAAUUGUAUGAAGAUUUAUUUAAAAUAUAUAAUAAGAUUUAUAAUGAAUAAAUGUUGUUAUUUAUAUUUAAAUUAUAUUGUGAUUGAAAGAAAUUGAUUUGAAUGAAAUAGAUAUUGUAAUAGUUUUUCACUUGAUUUUCUAAACACAAAGUAUCCCAACUACUUUCAGUUAAACCUCUAUUAUUAUUUUAACUUGUAUUUCUGCUGAGCUAUUGGAUCUAUUUAAAGUAAAGCUAUUGUGUUAGGUAUGUAGGCUACAGUAGGUUAAAAAAAACACUUACUUUUAAUGCAUAGACUAAUUAAUGCAAAUUUGUUAAUUGUUUAAAUUUUAGUUCAUGUUUAUGAAUUGGAUGAGUGAAGCAUCGAUGCAUGAAGAGAAAAUGACUGAAAUCAGAAACUGAACUGCAUGGAUAGGUACUACAUAGGUAGAAUAGGCUGUUGAGCUACACCACUCUAACCCAAUGCCUACUAGACUUGUUGGCAAGUCGUUAUCACAGCAAUUCUCGCGACACUUGCAAUGCUCUCGCAAGACUACUACCUCGGUUCAGACUACUGCAUUAGCGCUCUGCGAGUAUUCGGCAGCCAGCAGCUUCCUGCAAGAGCAUUGAUCAUGCGAGAGCAGUAUUCGAUCGCAGAAAACUUGAUCAUUACGCCACCACCACGACUCGACUAUCUCAUCCCGGCAGACCAUUAACGACUUGUCCUCAAGUCUACAUGCCUACCAAAUCAAAACACAUCGGAAUCAAUACAAGAAAAUAUGAAAUUCUAGAAAUGCUGCCGGGCUUAAGAAAAUCACCCUUUCAAAAUAGUUGAACAGAAGCUGCUCUGUUUUCUUAUAAGCAGUAACUUCUAGAGGUUUAAAGCCAGUGGACACUAUUCAAUUGGUAAUUGUCAAAGACCAGUCUUCUCACUUGCUGUAUC
This is a messenger RNA of Asterias rubens (European starfish), 4859 nucleotides long. RefSeq names its product alpha-1,6-mannosylglycoprotein 6-beta-N-acetylglucosaminyltransferase A-like. Gene Ontology annotation, biological process: protein N-linked glycosylation. The transcript is spliced from 16 exons. Gene Ontology annotation, molecular function: alpha-1,6-mannosylglycoprotein 6-beta-N-acetylglucosaminyltransferase activity. The record is from RefSeq and is a predicted model, not a curated record. Bases 373 to 2727 code for a protein of 784 amino acids. Gene Ontology annotation, cellular component: Golgi apparatus. Lineage: Eukaryota; Metazoa; Echinodermata; Asteroidea; Forcipulatida; Asteriidae.